Molecule: messenger RNA, 1380 nt
Organism: Ruditapes philippinarum (Manila clam)
Lineage: Eukaryota; Metazoa; Mollusca; Bivalvia; Venerida; Veneridae
Exons: 1
Coding region: 1-1380 (459 amino acids)
Molecular function (GO): glycosyltransferase activity
Source: RefSeq, a predicted model, not a curated record
AUGAAGUACUAUGCACGUGUUUUUGUGACUAUUUAUCUAAUCCUUCUAACUGUGAUAUUACUAUGGUGGAAACAGAGCAAUGUGACAGUACAACUUGAAACAUAUGAGCAGCCCAUAAAAUUGUACAGACGGUACAAAGCAGACGACAAAAGAGUCUUGAAACGUGACGUCAUGUUGCUUCAAGAAGUUGCUAUGGAAAAACAGGAUUUCUUAAGGAACCGCCAUCCGUACAUUUCAUUCCUUAUUGAUGACCGUGUAAGACAGUGCGGUGGGCAUUUUACCGGAUAUAAAAAUCUGUUUGCAAAACUUGUUAAUGUCUUAGUCGAUCCUAGGUUUGCACGCGGGAAACAUGGCGGCGAGAAUAUGUCGAAGGUCAUGAAUCAGGCCGAGGAAGAGGAAUUUUACACGCUAGAGAAAGGUUUUUUUAAUCUUCCCUGUACUCAACAAGUUAAAUAUGAGUUUGGAGUUGACAGUCAUUUAAAUAAAUGGAUUGAAACUAUUGAAUUAAGUACUGAUUUCCCAAACCAUUAUGAGGCCCCUCAGUGGACCAUCGCAGUGCAAAGGUAUGAAUAUGUUAAUAUGUACCAUACUAUGACAGACUGGUACAAUACAUUUCUUGUUACAAAGGUAUUUAAACUAGACCCUAAAAAUGUAACCAUUCUAUGGAUAGAUGGCCAUCCUGCAGGAGGGCUUGACGCCACAUGGAGUACACUUUUUGGGGACAUAAGACGAAUAGGAGAAAUCCGAACACCAGUGUUGUUUCCUAAUAUGAUUUGGGGCAUUGUGGGAUAUGAUAGUCCGCUUGAUGAACAUUAUCUACCGGAAGUAGCAUAUCUUGAAGAGUUUAGAAAUUUCUUCCUGUCAAAACAUAACAUUGUACCCGAGGACUUUCCGAAUUGUAAUCAAUUAAAUAUUUUGAUAAUCUGGAGAAGGGACUAUGUCGCGCAUCCAAGAAACCCAACCGGAUCGGUUGUAAGAAAAAUACAAAAUGAGGACAAACUUUUAAAGAAAAUCAAAUCGUAUUUCAACGGCCAUAAUGUUAAAGGAUUACAAAUCGAUAAACUUUCUAUGCAAGAUCAACUUGCAAUUAUAUCAAAAACAGACAUUUUAAUAGGAAUGCAUGGCGCUGGACUGAGUCACACUUUAUUUCUACCUCGUCACUCAGGGUUAAUAGAACUCUUUCCUUUAUAUCAUCCUGCAGAAAAUAUACAUUUUAAGUCAAUGGCGGAAUGGAGACACAUGCACUAUAUGUCGUGGAGUAAUUUUAAUGCAGAGAAUGAACUUGACAAUUAUUUGACAGUUGUAAACGUUGAUGAAAUUGCCUUACUUGCCAUUGGAAUGAAAAACAAAAUUUGCAAUGCUAACGAAAGUUUUAGGUGA